CAGUUGUACCUCACCGCGAGCAAGAACUCUGGGUGACGAUGUCCCUAUGCCAUGACACACAAGAACCAGACAUACUCGACGAUGCGGAAGAGCCCGGUGAGGCUCCGGAACGUUUGGAAGCAGCAGCCGGUUGAUUCACCAUAAGGCCACGUCCUCUCGCCCUUCCGCUUGCCCUCUCACGCCCAUGCAGCCCAUCCGCUUGCCCUCUCACGCCCGCCUGCUUUCCCUCACGCGCCCACAUGCCCACCACGGUGUGCCUGCCUUCUCGUGCCUACACGGCUAUCCUCUCGUACCCACCUACCCAUGCAUCUCCACGUUGCUCUCGCUCCUCCCCAGUGCCCUCCACUACUUCAAGUUCUCCACGCCACAACUCCUCCUCCCGCCCGCCGCAGUGAGAAGGGCACUGCCCUCUGUGCCUCACAGUUCCUUCCCCCUCUCCGACUCGCCCAUCACGAUGGCCCUCUUGCGCGGGAACAGAUCGAGCGCAGAGGAGUUGUUCGUUUCAGAGCCCAGCCACACGAACCUGAUCGUCCGCUGUAGGGCGAGCACGCCGCUCCUGUACGACUCCUAUGAGAACUGGCCACAGAAGCUGCCUGACGCUCGAAUCGUUCCGGUCAUGGGCCACGGCAACCAUCCGCCAGGGCGCGACAGGGAGAACAGCUGA
Fomitopsis serialis is the source of this 664-nucleotide messenger RNA. RefSeq lists its product as uncharacterized. Lineage: Eukaryota; Fungi; Basidiomycota; Agaricomycetes; Polyporales; Fomitopsidaceae. The coding region runs from base 185 to 664 and encodes 159 amino acids. The transcript is spliced from 5 exons. The record is from RefSeq and is a predicted model, not a curated record.